AUGGCGACAGUGUCGGUCGAUCUUCGAGAUUUAGAACCCAACAUUCAGGAAAUAAGUUUGAUGAUCUACCCAUUGCAAAAAGUGCCAAGGAUAACUCUGUUGAGGCAAAUAGGGAAUUCACUUUGGAAGGCCAAAGGAGAGAGGAGAGAUGUUAAUACAAUAUUUUUAAAACUACAAAUUGCUGAUUCCUCAGGCCAUAUUCGAAAUAUCCAUUUCCCUUUCGAUAUUGGAGCAGACACUUCAGUCGUUGUUGCCAGUGAAAUGGUUGAGGAGUUGGAGUUUAGUGAUCAAGAUGUUUCUACCAUUGCAAUGACAAUUGACUCAGAGAGUAGCUAUAAUUGCAAGCUUUAA
Molecule: messenger RNA, 351 nt
Organism: Lathyrus sativus (Indian pea)
Lineage: Eukaryota; Viridiplantae; Streptophyta; Magnoliopsida; Fabales; Fabaceae
Source: the annotation of a GenBank genome assembly